Vitrella brassicaformis is the source of this 2987-nucleotide messenger RNA. The record is from the annotation of a GenBank genome assembly. Lineage: Eukaryota; Vitrellaceae.
AUGCAGCACAGAGGAUGGUGCCAGUGGUGCGGCAGCUGCCGAGAGGGCUGGUGGCGGGGCAGGUCGGAGGACAGUGACGCUGGCACGCCCAUGGGUGUGGAAGAUGACAUCGACAUGCAGGUGGGGGAAAAGACAGUCAUCAUCUGAUGAAUGUGGGGACGGGACGGAUGGGUUUGUGUUAUGCAAUCAAUCAACCAGGGUGGGCAUGGCGACACUGCCGUCUUGUCGGCCCUCAGUGCCGUGAAAGCCAAGCUACAGAGGCAGCUGGCGCGCAUCGAGGCGCAGUUCCAGAGGCAGCCCAGAGGCAGCUGGCACGCGUCGAGGAGGCAGAGGCAAAGGUGAACGAUUGAUACAUGCAUCCAUCCAUACAUCCACUCGUGACUCAACAACCGCCUGUCUGCGUCUGUGUGUGCGUCUGGUAUCUGGGCUGCUCAGGCACAGCAUUUGUUUGCAGUGAGGGACGCCCUGCCGCCGCCCCAAACAGACGCACAGCAAAACCGAGUGCAGGUGAGGAGACCAACGCGCACCCACACGGGUGCAGCAAACAUAUGAGUGGCCCUUAUUGUCUUGUGCUGUCAGGACAUCGACCGCCACCUGCGAGUGCUGCGGUCUAUGGUGCGGCUACUGACUCUCCCGCAGCUCGGGCACACGACAGCCGGCCGAUUGAUGAAGCAGGUGGCCAGCAAGCUCGAAAUGAUCGAAGGCAAAAUGGCCAAUAUCAACAGAGAUGAGCAGGCGAGCAAGCAGCCAACAAAAGUAUUGACACACAUCGCUCGCUGGCUGAGGAUCGUAUGUUCCUGUCUGUCAGGUUGAAUGUUCAUUUUUGGAGCGUGUGCCUGAGGCCCUCUGGAUGAGCGACGGGAGGCGCAUCGGCAUCGGCGGCUUCCUGGGCUUCAUUCCCUCUAUCGAGUCCAUCCUUCAUCUGAGCACCCACUUUCGCUCUCUCACGGAGCAGCCAGCCAUGCAUCCAAUCGUCCAGCUCACCGACAGCCCAAAGCCACGCAUCGCUGCCAGAUGGACAGGUAAGAAAUGGGCAACAAGCCACCAAACACACGAGCCGACACGGCAUCUGUGUGGGUGGGUGGGUGCGCAUCAGGUCGGCUGUCGACGUGCCAGACAUUCGUUGUGGACCACUGGCCAAGUCAAUCGCUCGUCCAACUGCUCGAAGGCACUGCGCCGACCGUCCAGACAAUCGACCUCCGUGGCCAGGCACCCCGAAGCAGAGGCGGCGGCUUGCCAGGCACCCUCUACAUGAGGAAGAAGCAGAUAGCAGCAGAGAGCCUCUCACAUGUAGAGGAAAGAGAAAAGGAGGUACAGAGAUGGACGCACGAGGGAAGAACAACACCAUCGGUGCAUCUCUCUCGCUCUCUUUGUCUGUGUGUGUGUGGCCAGAAGCCGAUCGUUUUCCCUAACCUGCGGAAGGUGAGCGUCCGUGGAAACUCCGGGUGGGGCAGCUAUGCUGCCAUGCGCAACUACCAGCUUCCCGCCCUCUCACACUUGACAGCGAGUGUCUUCAGUACGUCGGUUUCGUGGGCAUGGAUCAAAGGGGCCUCAGGGGGCCUCACAUCGAUCCACAUCGUCGAAGAGGUGCGCCAGGGACACACAGAUGUGACGACCAAAUGACAAGUGUGUGUAUGUUUGCAGGAGCAGCAUGUGGCACCGAUGGACCUCGAUGCCGUAGCAGAUUCACUUUUCGGCACCGUGACGCAAUCAGGUGAGGGGUGGUAAGAGAGACCGACAGACAGGACUUGUCAAUUAGGCCCAACCGACUGUUUUUCUCUUCUUCUCACGACCAGCCGCAACGCUCACGUCCCUGACUGGUCAUCUCACGCCCCGGCCGGACAAGCUCAAGCGAUUCGUCCGAGCACUCGACGGGAGCCGCCUGCAGAAGAUUGAACUGAUGCUCAGGGAUGAGAACGAACUCAGUUCCAUCGAGGUACAGACGAACAAUACCAACAGAAAAUGAUGCUCUCAGGAGUACAUCUGCACCAUGAUUGUGCCCCCAUUCUUUCGGCAGAUGUUGCACCGGUUUCGCACCAGCUGUCUCGCCGCCACUGCGGAGGAGACGUACUACAGCUACAGCCUCGAUAGCCCCUCAUCCCCGCCAUGCCCCGCAACGAAGAGAAGCUCUGGCUAUGCCUCCCCCUGGCAAGCCACAACAUGUCCCGCUACUGUGGGCCACGUCCUGGCGAUAGAUCAGCAAGAUGGCUUCUAUGGGCGGACAGGAGGCGCUCAAAGCCAUCAAGAUGAUUGACUUCUGCAGCGUCCAAGAGAAAGGGGACCGCCAACAACGCUGCACUGAUGGGGAUGAGAGGCACACAGAGAGACCCGUCCUUACGCGGACCAAUGGCAAUUCGGUCAGUGAUGCUCCUCGCCCGAUGCGCAAAGGAAGCUCAUCUUGUCUGUCUGUCUGCCUGCCUGCCUGCCUGUCUAUCUGUCUAUCUGUCUGCCUGUCGGUCUGUCCGUCCGUCCGUCCGUCCGUCUGUCUGUCAGGUGUGUUGGCUGAGGAACUGAGAACUGUGUUGCCAGAGGUAGCGCUCGAGAGCAGUGUGGACAGGGGGGACGACAAGGUGCUGUACGUCAACCUGCCUGCCAUGCUCUACAAGACCAUGCACGCGACACAACACAUGGCACACACGACAGAGGCACACGAGAGCGGGGCGGAUGAGGCACGGCAGCCAUAAGUGAGAUCAGGCAGGAGCUAGCCAAUCUGACAAGGGAUACUCGAGAGAUGAAAGCACUGGUGAGUGCCGUUGUGAUCGAUCGAUAUGAGAGGGAGGGACGGCGGCAGCAGGGGGGACGUGGGCCGCCUCUGUAUGAUGGUGGGAUCGAUAUGGUCCGUGGCAGGGGACGACUAAUUGCAUACAUGCGUCAUACACAUGUUGAUAGAGUCCAUGGCUCGGCUGGGGACAUGGACCGUGGAAAGAGACAUGGGUUGCAUUGUAUUUUCUCAGUGAGUGGCUGACGAGUCAAUGCACAUGCACACA